AUGUCCCCUCGUCCUCCCAUCCUUGACUCUGGUCUCGACGCCAUAGGGUAUACGCCACUCAUCCGUCUUGACCGCAUUGCCGCCCAUGAAAAGCUCAAAUGCAAUCUACUUGGCAAGCUCGAGUCUGUCUCUGCCGCAGGCUCUGUCAAGGAUCGCGUCGCAAAGGCCAUGGUUGACGCAGCAGAGCGGGAUGGCGUGCUCAUUCCGGGGAAGAGCGUUCUCAUAGAGCCCACGUCCGGUAACACCGGUGUCGGCCUCGCGAUGGCAUGCGCUGUCAAGGGCUAUCCGCUCGUCGUGGUCAUGUCUCAGAAGGCAUCCAUUGAGAAGGAAACCGCAAUGCGCCUGCUGGGCGCUCAGGUCGUGCGCACGCCGAUCGGCUUAUCAUCAGAUUCCAAACUCACACACACAGCUAUCGCGAAGCGGUUGAGGGACACUAUCCCUGGCGGCGUUAUCUUAGACCAGUACAGUAAUCCAGCCAACCCAUUGGCACAUGAGCUCGGAACGGCUCAGGAGAUGAUUGACGCAAUCGUGGCUGACGCGCAGGCGGCCGCUCGCCCAUCUUCUGGCAAGUUGGAUGUCUUCUUCGCCAGUACCGGUACCGGUGGAACCCUUACAGGUGUGGCGCGUGGUGUGAAGAAAGAGCAUAACCCAAAAGCUCAGGUCAUCGGUAUCGAUGUUAAAGGUUCACUGCUGGCGGUGCCGCCAGAGUUGAACGAGCCAUAUCGUGGCACACGCUAUCUGGUCGAAGGUAUUGGCUAUGAUGUUGUACCGGCUGUGCUCACACGAGAGCCGGGCAUGAUUGACAAGUGGAUUAAGACGGGCGACGAGGAGGCUUUUGAGGCGUUACGGCUACUCCUUCGUUUGGAAGGUCUAUUGGUUGGAGGUAGUUCGGGGAGUACACUCGCCGGCGCGCUUAUGUGGCUCAAGAGUGACGAGGGUCGCGCGAUAGCGCAGGAGGAAGGCCGUAAUGUCGUGGUACUGCUCGCGGACGGGACUCGUAAUUAUAUCGCCAAGGAGUGGUUCAGGGACCUUGGCAAGGAUGAAGAGCCCACCGACAUCGCGAAGCUCGCGGCCGAAUCUAUGCACUCAUAUCUUCAAGAGCCAGGCGUCGCGGAAGCCGAGAAGACAAUCAUGGUGAACAGCAGUACAGUCUAA
This is a messenger RNA of Peniophora sp. CBMAI 1063, 1155 nucleotides long. NCBI's taxonomy places the organism in Eukaryota, Fungi, Basidiomycota, Agaricomycetes, Russulales, Peniophoraceae. The record is from the annotation of a GenBank genome assembly.